AUGCCCGGCCAACACGCUCCCCUGCGGUACAUCCGCCUCAAGCUCGCCAUGACCACUCUACGCGCGAUCCGCCGCAAGAUCCGCAUCCCCUCGCGCGACGGCGGCCGCACCAUUACCGCUUUCCUCUACACCCGGCGCGACGCCCCUUCGGGCGAGGGGGCGCUCUCGCCCGUCCUGCUCAACUGGCACGGUAGCGGCUUCGUCAUCAAUGCGUUUGGGACCGACGCCGACUUUUGUGCCCGCGUGGCCCGCGACGCCCGCAUCGCCGUCUUGGACCUCGAUUACCGCAAGUCACCGGAGACUGUCUUCCCCGGUGCUGUCAACGAUGUCGCUGACGUCCUGGACUGGGUCGCCGCCGAUUCGGAUGCGGGAGCCCGUCAGAUGUACGGCUUAGACCCGUCCCGCGUGGCCGUUAGCGGUUUUAGCGCCGGCGGCAACCUCGCCCUCGUUGCGGCCUCUUCUCUGCACGGCCAGGUCCCCGGCUUGGACCUUCGUGCCGCCGUCGCUUUCUACCCCGUCACCGACAUCUCCAUCGGCCCCGCCGCCAAGGUCGCCCCCAAGCCCAAGCGCGUCCUCCCCGUUCCGCUCCAGCGCUACUUCAACGAGUGCUACACCCCGGACCCGGCUGAUCGCCUGGACCCCCGCGUCUCCCCGUCCCUAGCGGAUCUGGCGUCCUAUCCGCCUACCGUCGCCAUCUUCACUUGCGAUGGGGACGGCCUCGCUCCCGAGGCCAACGCGCUGGCCGACCGCCUAAAUGUGGGGGACGCCGCGUGGUGCAUCGCAUGCUGGAGGAUGUCGCGCACGCCUUUGACAAGGGGUGCAAGGAAGGGUCGGUGGAGUGGAGGGAGCGCGAGGUAG
Messenger RNA from Parascedosporium putredinis, 858 nucleotides. NCBI's taxonomy places the organism in Eukaryota, Fungi, Ascomycota, Sordariomycetes, Microascales, Microascaceae. The record is from the annotation of a GenBank genome assembly.